AUGAUGUUGCUGUCCAAGGCAUCACUAUGGCUGGAGUCCACCGAUCGAUAUUGUAGAUGUCGGGCAGGUGUUGUGAUUUGUGGUGAUGAUGACACCGUAGUGCUGAGGGUGUCCGACUGCGGUGGAGGUUGGGAUGUUGCUUGUAGAGUAUAUGUGUGGUCAUAUAUGUUCACCACGGCUAGGCCAGCAUGCGAGGCGGGUUGGGCUCUUGUGGCAGCUGCAAAUGCCUGCAGCGAGCCGGAGGAUGAAGAUUCCGACGAUGAUGGUGUGGCGCCAUUGGCUGGCUUCGGCUGCGGCUUGCCACUGAGCAGGCCACAUGAGUGCUAUGUUGGUGGAUGGUUAGAGCUGAAUUCAAUUCCCGAGUUUGGCACAGACGCGUACUUGUACUUGAAUCGUUCCGGGAAUGGCCAAGAGGCUUUGAGAACUGAUGUCGAUGCGUUGCCGAUGCGUGGCUCACUGCUGAAUGGUAGCUACAACGGUAGCUCUUGCGAUUCAAGUGGCAUUUUGCUGGCUACCGAAUAG
This is a messenger RNA of Durusdinium trenchii, 522 nucleotides long. The record is from the annotation of a GenBank genome assembly. Lineage: Eukaryota; Dinophyceae; Suessiales; Symbiodiniaceae.